Molecule: messenger RNA, 711 nt
Organism: Necator americanus (New World hookworm)
Lineage: Eukaryota; Metazoa; Nematoda; Chromadorea; Rhabditida; Ancylostomatidae
Exons: 4
Coding region: 1-711 (236 amino acids)
Source: RefSeq, a predicted model, not a curated record
AUGAAGCGUGUAGUCGCGCAAGUGGCUGCGCUCGAAGCGGCGCUGAAGGAAAUAGCAUUUGGAGAUGAGAUACUUCCUGAGAUCAAUGUGAUAUGUUGGAGAACAGCUGACCAGGACGCUUUAUCAAGCACCAUCUGCACCGGCUAUUUGUCGAGCACAUGUGACUGGCAUCGCCCCACUUCCUCACUCAAUUCAAAUCAGCAGGGAUCAAACUGCGAACCACCUCACAAUCCAAGAAGUUCGAAAAUUCCAUCAGCCUACGUACGUGUUGUAUUCCAUUGCGUUUCCGACAGAUCUGCGAUAGACCUCUGUGCUGAGGGACCCACGCUUAACUCUUCUUUCGCGCUGGAAACCAACUCGUACGUAGUUCCGUCUUCGAAUACGAAACGACAGCUAAUCGCUAUGUACAACGAAUUAUUAGGAUGGAUCCACAGAGGAUUUUUGGGGACAAUUCAAUCGACAAUACCCACAGCACCCUGCAAGAUUCCAAUCCAAGGUUAUGCAGAAUUUCCAGCACAGAAGGAACCACCCAGAAGAAUCGCGUCACUCACUACGUCAACACGACCAACUCCACGAGUGCGAGGACCUCUGCUAUCCUUAGCCAUGAUAUCGCUUACCUUCACUGCUUCGGUAACUACUGGUGUUAUGGCAGCUGUACGUGUGGCUGGUUACGUUGAACAACGUUGCAUCAUUGAUGAACCGGAUACAUGA